UGACGUUUUAAAACAUAACGGCCAAAACUUGUGAUUUGAAUUUAUUUAAUCAAUUAUCAAUUUUAUCUACAAAAUAUUGUUGAAACGUUUUAAUUGUGUGAUGUUUGAAAAUUGUAUUCUAAAGUAAGAUGGAAGCCAACGAUUUUUUAGUGAAAAUCAAAGCGAACGGUGACGAAAAGGAUUGGAAUAACUUAGCCAAAGUGUACAACGAUUAUAAAGUGAUUUCUUCCAAGUUAUCGUCGAAAGAAAGAGGAUCUUUCUCGCUAAAUGUGUUAUGUUUAUUGUGCAGGAACCUAGACAAAGCGCCUUCAUGGCGAGAUAGUAUAGAUAACAAAGAGUUGCUAACUCUAACCAUAGACUGUAUCAGAGAGACGAGAGGACUGAACAAGGCUGAACAGGUCAAAACAUUGGCCUGUAUCUACCAUAUACAUAGAUAUGUUGUUAGAUUGAAUAAACAAAUACCUCCAGAAUUAAUACUGAAACUCUCCUUCAUGGCUUUCGAAGCGGAACCAAAGAAUCUUUUAAAAGAAUAUAGCAAGACAUACUGGAAUAUACUCGCAGACAGACUCUGCUUUAUAGAAAAGCUAAGAGGGAAAUCAAUACACAAACUAUUACCGAAAUUAAACGAAGAUGUACUGAAAACUAUAGAAAUAUAUGACACAGCUCAAUUCUGCUCCAAUAUACUAGUAUUUUUAGUCAAGAAACUGCAUUUUAUAUACAGCGAAUCUCAUUCCGAAGUACUCAACGGCUUUUACAAGGAGAUCUUUGAGAAAUUAUCACAGAAGACCGAUAUGAAUGCUAUGAAAAAGCUCAAAGAUAAAGAAUUAUUAGAUGUUUAUGCAAAAUUCAGUGAUUGUUUCUAUGUUGUAGCGGAAAAUUCUUCAAAAACACAGUUUAAAAAUUCAGCUAUUAACUCCGCUGUGAGAACGGCCAUAACUCUUCUUGGACAUAAGCCGGACUUCUUCCACUGUCUACAAACCUUCUAUUUGAAUUCUUUCUGCGAUAUUUUUCUUAAUAAGACUACUUAUUUGGAUACUGUCUUCAAAAAUCUUACUCUAUCUUGUGAUAUCACCUUGAAACUGGGUUAUGAAUCAACUAUGUCAACUUCAUACCCGUUCAUAGCACAAUUUUUAAGAUUAUUCAUCGAAUACUCCAUUAACAAUGGUAUUAAAACUAAUUUCACGGCGGAAGUGCAAGAAAAUUGCCUGAAUUUCAUGCUGAAACUACUGAAGGAGUUGAAAAACUGCGAACAGUUGUUGAAAUGUGAAAAUUGUGCUGUAAAAACUGGUUUGCACGAUGCUUUAAGACUGUCUUUCUUGGUCAAGCAUUUCAUCUCGGCUUCGAUACAGCAAAACAUUGAUAUGACAAGGUUAUUACCAGUCUAUAAAAACGUCAUAGAUCAACAAUACUCAAUUAUGUGUCAAUUAAAACAGCAAAAAUGUAUCAACUACGACAAAUUUUAUAGAAAACUACAAACAGAUACGCACAACACAGCCAUAGCGCUAAACAAGAACCAAACAUACGAAUUCUCAAUCAAUUUAUUUGAGAUUUAUAUAAAAAAUGAGUUAAGCAUUAAUUUGAAUGAGUUCGAGCAUAAAAAUGUGGCGCGAGCAUUUUAUAAUAAGAGCAUAUGUGAGUUGGACUAUAAAAUGCAUGAACAAGCACUAUUGGAUGCUUUUUUGAGCUUGAUUUUUGCGAAAGACCUUAAUUCUGAUAAGUAUAUGAGUUUGGUGAUGGAUAUCAAGGCAAAAGCUCUGAAAAGUGAUGAUGAUGACGCUGAUGACAAAACUGAUGACCUUCAGAUGAUCUCCGUGAUGGAUGCUUGUAGAAUUGUCAUGGAAAAUAAAUUGUAUGGAGAUUUGAAGCCGUUUUUGAAAGAAGUUAAGUUCAGUUCACUUCUGAAGCAUGAGUUUGAAAUGUACUGCAAGUUAUGGCCGUCUAUAGCGCCGGUGGCCGGAGUUUGGCGCGCCCUGAACUCACUUCUUAAUAGCAGACAAGAGAAAUGGAUUACAGUGGAAAACACAGAUGCCAUAUUUUGGACGCUACUACAAGUUAUAUCGCUGACUCCGGCCGCGGUGAGGACUAUUCACGCUGAUCAUUUCAAAGUGGUCGUUACAGAGUUAUUGGAGAACAUUGAGAAGAUGCCUGAACCGAUUUCAUCGGACAUACGCCUCGCACAAACGAUACUGCUGUUCCUUCAAGCCGAGUACGAUAUAGCCGAGGCCAGCCACAAAUAUAAUUGGAAAGCUACUGAAACGAAUAUAGACCCGGAUAUUCAACAAGCGAUGCGCACACUGCCCCAGGAACAGACCGCGCUACGCAGAGCUCUGCAGGCCGUAGAAGUGUGGACUGAGCUAUUGGCGGUUAUCAACACCGUAACCACCAAACCCCUGCUGCGGCCCGCCGUCCAGCUGGCGGAGAUAUUCGUCCAGCAGUUGCAGUACUACAGCAGGCCGGCGCACGCGCUGCAACUGGCGCAUGUCUGCUGCCAGCUCGCUGCGUACUUGGAUGAUAAAGUAUCGUACGUACGCAACGCAGGAGUCUUGCUCUCUGCCCUUCAGCAGUCGACUGCACUUCAAGAUAUACUCUCCCAAGCGACCGAAUAUUUCACCGAAAUUAUGAAAAACGUCGAUAAUACUGAAUGCGGUGUCGUUUUUCUAAGUGAUGUCGCGAUGUUUUACUUAAACUCCGGCUCGAUAGAUGUCGCAGCGAAACUGGUGCAACUCGCUCAGAUCAGAAUAUUGUCUGCCUACGACAAGUUUCCUGAUAUUAACCUUGAUUUAGCAGUGGGCCGGCUCAUGGAAGUGCAAACUAUGCUCGCCCGGGACUCGAGUCCAAGCAUUCUGAGUGGUGUCAACGGAACUCAACGGCAUUAUAUGUCGAUUUCUAAUACAACUCCAAAGUGGACAGCCCGUCGCCUCCGCUCGGUGUCAAUAAAGCUCGGUGUGUCGCGGAGCAGCGCGCGCGCCGUGCGCGUGUGUCGCGCGCUGCAGUGUUGGCGCCGCGCGCGCAGCACGGCCGGCGUGGCCGCCCCGCACUGCGCGGGGGCCGUGCAGGCCCGCGUGUACGGGGACAUCGUGCAUGUGCAUAAGGUGGACGAUGCUCAGGUCAAAAUCGACAACCGGCUAAAAUACAUCCUUGGCUUACCUCCAUCGAGCGAUCCGCCAAUAAUGCCAACUGAAGCUAAAGUACCAAUGUUUGCGCCAAAACAAGACUUCGAGACGAUGCUGGAGUGUCAAACGUUCAAGUCUCAAGUCAGUCCGACCAGGAAAUAUGUAACUAUACCAGGCUUCAUACUGCCGGAGUUCUUCAGACAUACGAAAUGUGAUUGCUAUGCCUGCGUCAACCCAUAUUGUAUGAUAAUUUUCUACAUAACAGCUGGUUUGGAAGCGGCCAUGUAUUUCCGGGCGAACGAACAUGAAAUAGCAAAAAAUUACUUCAAAGGCGUCAUCAAUUCGUUCGGCUAUUUCGAUGCGAAGUUGAAGGCUGUUUUGACGUCAUAUACAGAGUUGGAUUUCGAGAAGUAUGUAGUGGAUUACAAUAGAAGUAUGUUUGAGGACCAAUUUAGAAAAGUUAAGUUGGAAAUUUUGAUCGAAGCGUCCUUUUUUGAGCUCAAAAAUGGGAAUUUUGAUGCGGCAGACGAUUAUAUUGUGACCAUACAUGAAAUUUGCCAAGAUUUGCAGGUAAAUGAUGCCUAUUUGAGCAAUGAAGUCAUGAAUUUGAUGAUAGCGUCAGCUAGGCUAAGGAAUGUGGUUAAAAAACAGCAGUUUGAUUUAGAAGCUGAGUUCGAAAAUCUAAAGUUAAGCCCCAAAAUGAAGACGGAGGGUGAUAAAACACCAGUCUCGAAGGCCAAGCUCCCCCAAUUAUCGGCGAGAAAAGUCAAAGAUGAGGAAUUACCGAAAAAACGCAAGGUUAUAAAACUCAACCUAGACGAGAACAGUUCAGACGAGAAAGAAGAGAAACCGAAACCUAGAAAACCGGUAUCCGAAUUCAAAAUACCAGUUCCGGUCACAUCGAAACCGGUUUUAGAGAUCUUGACGCCGAGACCGUCAAGAAAACCGGUGAUCACGGUUACCGACACGGCUAAAACACCGGUCAACGAGAAACCUGAUAAAUGCAAUGAAUUUUUCACUCCCAUGUCGACUCCGGAACAGUUCUUCACACCAAUGAACACUAUAAAAACAUACUCGAAGUCUUCUCUCAGAAAGGGUAUAGUGAAAAAUUUGGAACACGAAUUUUCGACGCCAAAAGCUGUGUCGCAAAAGGAAAAUUCAAAGAAUCUAGACGCGCCUAGGACGUCUAGGAAGGACGAAAAAGAUAGGGCUUUGAAGAGGGCUACUAGUCCUGGAAAAUUGACGGAAAAUAAGACGCGUCCUCGAAGGCUAAGGCAACCUAAAUUAAAUGAUUAACGUCCGGGUACUGGAAGACUACCUACUCAAGUUUGUUUAAGUUGUACUUAUAUGGUGUCAUUUUGCAAACCAUUUGUAGUGACAGAACUAUAAUUCUUGUCGUAGCUCUAUCGGGUUAUUUUAAAUUAAAACAAAAGACUGUACAAUUAAUAGGUUUAAUUACUGCAUAUCAGAAUCAAGACCGGCUCACACCGAUACAAAGAUAAGCCCGAAUGCUAUGGCUGGCGUGUGUCGAUGAAGAAGAAGCGCGGCGCUCGCGCGACCGUAGGUUUUUAUACCCCCGUCCCGCGCGUCGCCGCCUCUAUGGUCGAUGGCCAUACUAAUGCGCCGACAUUAUUUUUAUGUCUUUAAACAACGUUGCCCCACACUAGGAUUUUCUCCUGUGUCGUGGUUACGU
Spodoptera litura is the source of this 4806-nucleotide messenger RNA. RefSeq lists its product as uncharacterized. Lineage: Eukaryota; Metazoa; Arthropoda; Insecta; Lepidoptera; Noctuidae. The record is from RefSeq and is a predicted model, not a curated record.